Molecule: messenger RNA, 1209 nt
Organism: Metarhizium album ARSEF 1941
Lineage: Eukaryota; Fungi; Ascomycota; Sordariomycetes; Hypocreales; Clavicipitaceae
Product: carboxy-cis,cis-muconate cyclase
Exons: 1
Coding region: 1-1209 (402 amino acids)
Molecular function (GO): 6-phosphogluconolactonase activity; protein binding
Source: RefSeq, a predicted model, not a curated record
AUGCUUCCGAGACUUUUCUUCGUCGCCGCCGUGGCAGCCGCAGCCUCCUGCAACAAGCACAAAAACAACAACAACAACGACACCACCGGCAGCGGCAGCAUGAGCAAGCCUGCAGACUCCGCCCAGACCCAGGGCCCGGCCAAGCUCAUCGUCAACACCCCGGGCAAGAUCGCCAUUGUCGACUUUGACGGCAGCAAGUUCGUCACCAAAGGCAACGCGACCGCGACCGGCAACCCGACAUGGGCUGCCUUCGCACCGCCAAACCUCUUGUACGCCGUCGACGAAAACGGCGACACCACCAGCCUCCUCAAGCUUGACCUCGAAAAGAACACCAUUAACCCCGUGAGCACCGCCAAGGGUAGCACUGGUGUUGUUCAUCUCGAGCUCACAAAGGACAAGUCGCGCAUGGUUGGUGCGGGCUACGGCAGCGGCAACAUCGACAUCUUUGACACGUCCGGCGGCGGCUUGAAGUUCUCCAAGGCGAUUGCCUCCAACGACACGGUCGGCCCCAACAAGGAGCGCCAGGCCAAGCCGCACCCUCACCAGUCCCUCUUGGACCCCUCGGGACGUUAUGUCGCCGUCAUGGACCUCGGCACCGACAACGUCCUCAUCCUCAACACCCAAAAGGAUUUUGAGAUUGUCAACCACGUCCCUGUCAAGCCCGGCGGCUGCGGCCCCCGGCACGGCGCCUUCUUCCCCGCCGGUGCCAGCAAGGCCGAGUACUUCAUUGUGCUGUGCGAGAUCAAGAACCUCGUCGUCGUCUACUCCGUCAAGUACACGGAUGACAAGGGCAUCGAGCUUGAGCCGGUGCAGACCGUUUCGACCUUCAAGUCUGAGGCGGACGCACCCGCCAAGGCCGCCGCGGGAGAAGUCGUCCUCGCUCCGGACAACCAGAGCCUCUACGUCUCGAACCGCCUGACGGGCGGCGAGACGGACAGCAUUGCUCACUUCCGCCUCCUCCGGAAAGACGGCACUUUGAAGGUGCAGUUUGUGGGCUUGACGUCCACGGGAGGAAAGCUGCCUCGCAUGUUCAGCGCCUCGGCUGAUGGCAAGUAUUUGUUUGUCGGAAACCAGGACGGCGCGCUGGGUCUCGUGGCCUUGAAGCGAGGCGCCGACGGGGCCCUGGCUGAGAAGCCUGUGGCGAGCAUCGAGAUGAGCCAGUUCCCGGGACAGCUGGCUGGCCCUAGCUUCGUGCUACAGAUUGCCUAG